Puma concolor (puma) is the source of this 1077-nucleotide messenger RNA. RefSeq names its product popeye domain cAMP effector 2 (gene POPDC2). The record is from RefSeq and is a predicted model, not a curated record. Gene Ontology annotation, molecular function: cAMP binding. NCBI's taxonomy places the organism in Eukaryota, Metazoa, Chordata, Mammalia, Carnivora, Felidae. Gene Ontology annotation, biological process: skeletal muscle tissue development; striated muscle cell differentiation; heart development. Gene Ontology annotation, cellular component: sarcolemma.
AUGAGUGCUAACGGCAGCACAAUGCGCCAGCUUCUCUGGCAGGACCCAGUGUGCAGUGGCUGGAAGCAGGAUCUGGAAGGGGCUGUCUACCAUCUGGCCAACUGCUUCUUGCUCCUGGGCUUCAUGGGGGGCAGUGGGGUGUAUGGAUGCUUCUACCUCUUUGGCUUCCUGGGCACAGGCUAUGUGUGCUGCGUGAUGUGGGGCUGGUUUGAUGCCUGCGGCCUGGACAUCAUCCUCUGGAGCUUCCUGCUGGCAACGGCCUGCCUGUUCCAGCUGGCACACCUGGUCUACCGUCUGCGUAAAAACACCCUCCCCGAGGAGUUCGAUCUCCUGUACAAGACGCUGUGCCUACCCUUGCAGGUGCCUCUGCAGGUGUACAAGGAGAUUGUUCACUGCUGUGAGGAGCAGGUCUUCACUCUGGCCACUGAGCAGACUUACGCUGUGGAGGGUGAGACACCCAUCAACCGCUUGUCCCUGCUACUCUCUGGCCGGGUUCGUGUGAGCCAGGAUGGGCAAUUUCUGCACUACAUCUUUCCUUACCAGUUCAUGGACUCUCCUGAGUGGGAAUCGCUGCAGCCCUCCGAGGAGGGGGUGUUCCAGGUCACUCUGACUGCUGAGACUGCAUGUAGCUACAUCUCCUGGCCCCGGAAAAGUCUCCACCUUCUUUUGACCAAAGAGCGAUACAUUUCCCGCCUCUUCUCAGCCCUGCUGGGCUAUGACAUCUCUGAGAAGCUCUACGCUCUCAACGAUAAGCUCUUUGCCAAGUUUGGGCUGCGUUUCGACAUCCGUCUCCCCAGCCUGUACCAUGUCCUGGGUCCUGCUGCUCCAGAUACAGGGCCAGAGUCUGAGAAGGAUGAUGAGGAAGUCCGUGAGUCAGCCAUGCCCACAUCUGCCCAGCAAACACCCCCUCGCUCUCCUCUUCCAGCUGCCAGUGGCCCUCCAGCACCUCCCUCCCGGGCCAGGAUGUCCAGGCCGGACAGCGGCGUCCUGGCUUCUAGAACUCCUCUCCACAGCUACUCUCAAGUUAUGUCCAGGGGACAGGCCCCCUUGGCUCCAACCCACACUCCUGAACUUUAA